Populus euphratica (Euphrates poplar) is the source of this 1062-nucleotide messenger RNA. Its product is annotated as flavonoid 3'-monooxygenase-like. Gene Ontology annotation, molecular function: iron ion binding; monooxygenase activity; heme binding. Bases 157 to 1062 code for a protein of 301 amino acids. The record is from RefSeq and is a predicted model, not a curated record. The transcript has a single exon. NCBI's taxonomy places the organism in Eukaryota, Viridiplantae, Streptophyta, Magnoliopsida, Malpighiales, Salicaceae.
GUCGAGUUCUCAAAUGAAUUCCUUUAUUUGCUUACAGAAGAUAACCAAAAAACAAAUGAUCGCCUUCGUUUUCUAAAGGGCGAGAGGCUGGUCCUGAUACAGUUCAAGCCGAGUUCAUCUCCGUCUUAUCCUCCCGUCAACAUCCUUUAAUUUCUAAUGGCUACGAAUACAGAUAACAUGUUGUCGAGCACCAUUUGUGGCCCGUGGUCUUGGUUUUGUAAAGGUGAUCAAGAUAAUGAAGACAUACUUUUGCCGAUGAUAUUGCUGGCUGUUUCUGUUACUAUACUGGGUACCUGUUUAUUCCAGUGGGGAUUCAAGAAGCAAAGAGAAACUGCUGAUAAGCUGCCACCAGGACCCCGUGGCCUUCCCAUAGUGGGCUACCUCCCUUUUUUAGGCCCCAAUCUUCACCAAUUGUUCAUGGAAUUGGCACUAACUUACGGUCCAAUCUAUAAGCUAUCAAUCGGACGGAAGUUAUGUGUCAUAAUAAGCUCUCCAACACUGGUGAAAGAGGUUGUACGUGACCAAGACAUAACAUUUGCCAAUAGAAAUCCAACUAUUGCAGCAAAAACUUUCUCAUACGGUGGAAAGGAUAUUGCAUUUCAACCAUAUGGUCCCGAGUGGCGCAUGCUGCGUAAACUAUUCGUGCGGGAGAUGCAAAGCAAUGCAAAUCUUGAUGCGUUUUAUUCUCUGAGGAGAAAGAAGGUGAAGGAGAGUGUUAAUGAAACGUACAGAAAAAUUGGCAAACCUGUAAAUAUCGGGGAAUUGGCAUUUUCGACGGUGAUCAAUAUGAUAUCAGGCAUGUUUUGGGGCGGUACUUUAGAAGGGGACACACAGAUUGAUAUUGGCUCCAAGUUUAGAGCGGCAGCCUCGGAACUCAUUGAGAUACUGGGAAAACCAAAUGUUUCAGACUUCUUUCCAGCCCUUGCAAGAUUUGAUAUACAAGGAAUAGAGGGGGAAAUGAAGAAGGCAACACAAAGGAUCGAGAAAAUCUAUGAUUUUGUCAUAGAUGAAUGGAUUGGAAAAGACGGUGCAAGAGCUGAAUCAGGGGCUAAAGAUGAUUAA